AAGGUACAGAGAGUUAUAAUUGAUGGUUUAGGGAGAACAAAAGAUGAUCUGAUAAUCCAACAAGUUCAACCAAUAUUUCAAGCUGAUAACUUCGAAGAGAUGGUGAUGUUGAGUCAAGAGGUGAAAAUAAAACUACAGAGAUUACAGUUGUUUAAACAUAUAGAAAUAUAUAUAGAUACUAGUAAAGGUAGUAAAUCAUCAGUACCUAAUGGUUACGAGGUGAAAUUUAACGUCAAAGAAACCAGACGAUUCACCGGAGAAACAAAAGUUACAAUUGGUAGUAACAAUCCAGAAUUGCUAUUUGGUUUAAAGAUGCCGAACGUAUUUGGUCGAGGUGAGAGAGUACAAGUUAAUUAUGGUCAAGGUGUUAACCAUGUUAGAGAUUUUGGACUCAAUUUUAUGAAACCAAUGUAUGCCAACCCGGAUGUCUUGUUUGGUUGUGGUAUACACCAGUAUAAUGGUGAAUAUCCCUGGUCUGGUUAUAGAGAAUUAGAUAGAGCUCUUAAUUUUAAUAUUACAUUUCCCUCUAUACUGGGUAUACAUACGUUAAAAUGGGAAGGAGUGUGGCGAGAUCUACGUUCGUUAUCUAGAGUUACCUCCUUCGCUGUACGAGAACAGUCCGGACAUUCUGUUAAAUCUUCUCUCAAGCAUGAUUUUGUACGAGAUACAAGAGAUAAUAAAGUUUUACCUACAGUUGGAUCAUGGAUCAGAGUCUCACAGGAAUAUGCUGGUUUAGGAGGAAAUGUAGAAUUUGCUAAACAGGAUAUAGAAUUUCAGUUUAAUCAAUCUCUAUUGUAUGAUACAGUAUUGCAAUUCUCUGGUGCUUUUGGUAUAAUGAGAUCUUUGAACCUCAAGAAUGAAAUCAGAAUAAAUGACAGGUUUUUUCUGGGAGGACCUCUGACGUUACGAGGGUUUAAUAUUAAGGGAGUGGGGCCUCACAGUGACGGUGAUGCUUUAGGAGCUGAUGCCUACUGGUUAUUAGCUGCCCAUCUAUACACCCCUCUACCAUUCCGACCAGGAAAAGGAGGCUUUGGAGAUCAUUUUCGCACACAUUUCUUUGCCAAUGCUGGGAACCUGAGUAAUAUUAGCCUUAAUAACCAUAUACGUGAGAACGUGAUGAAGUUAGGAGAAAUGUUUCGAUGGGCGUAUGGUUGUGGAAUUGUUUUAAAUUUUAUGUCGAUGUUUCGAUUUGAGUUAAAUUAUGUUGUACCAGUUAGAUUACAGAGAGGGGAUAGUGCAAAUCCAGGACUACAAUUUGGAAUAGGAGUGGAAUUUUUAUAG
Molecule: messenger RNA, 1281 nt
Organism: Lottia gigantea (owl limpet)
Lineage: Eukaryota; Metazoa; Mollusca; Gastropoda; Lottiidae
Exons: 12
Biological process (GO): protein insertion into mitochondrial outer membrane; mitochondrial respiratory chain complex assembly
Cellular component (GO): outer membrane; SAM complex
Source: RefSeq, a predicted model, not a curated record